AUUAAAUGAUAUUACACAAAGAAGGUUGUAACCGGGCGCAUUAUGGCAGGGUGCUUGUUAAAUUAACAUCACUUGGGAUCACCGAGAUCAUUUUUCACUCCUGUUGACCCGUAGUGGGGCGUGACAUUGAGAUGUUCAGUUUACGACCCUCCUGGACUCGUGACCAUGACAAACGGCGGGCUAUUAAUGCGAUCGGUCGCCAAGCGCAAAUCCCAAGUGGCGCGCAAAGGGCGUCUCGUGAGCGGAGAAGCGCGCAACAUCACGCGCACACCUAUAUAGGAGAGCGUGGCACCGCCUCUUCUCUCAUCCACGGAGAAGCAGUCGGUGCGCUCGGUCCCGAGUAAAUCAGUUGCGUGGGGAAAGCGGACCAAGUAGGGCGUGAACGCACACAAAAGAGCCACGAAUAACGGGAUAGACGCCAGUAAAACGAAUUUGUACUACUCAAACCUUACAGGACUCCAUUCAGCAUCCAACAGCGCCGAGAUGAACACCUUGAUACCGUUCGGACCGGGACCGUUAGAGGAGAUAACAAUGAUAGUUAUGAUGGUGAUGCACGAGGCGCUCACGGGCAGCGAUGCUCGCCGUUCCGGUUCCCCGGUGGCUUUUGUAGAAUAAUGAGAGUUUGGGUCCAAGCGCAAAGAUGUCGGUGCCUUUGCUGAAGAUCGGUGUGGUGCUCAGCACCAUGGCAAUGAUCACCAACUGGAUGUCCCAGACUCUGCCAUCACUGGUGGGGCUGAACACCACCAAACUCACCGCAGCGCAGAGCGGCUAUCCAGAUCGGAGUAUAGGAGUUUUACCUGCUAAUCCAGAAGAGUCCUGGCAGGUGUACAGUUCGGCACAGGACAGCGAGGGCAGAUGUGUGUGCACGGUGGUCGCACCUCAACAGACCAUGUGCUCGAGAGAUGCCCGCACCAAACAACUCCGACAGCUACUGGAGAAGGUGCAAAACAUGACGCAAUCAAUCCAAGUAUUGGACCAGCGGACCCAGAGGGACCUGCAGUAUGUGGUGAAGAUGGAAGAUCAACUCCGUGGCCUGGAGACCAAAUUCAAACAGGUGGAAGAAAACCACAAACAAAACAUCGCCAAGCAAUACAAGGCCAUAAAAGCAAAAAUGGCAGAGCUGCGGCCGCUAAUUCCCGUUUUGGAGGAGUACAAAGCCGACGCCCGGCUGGUUCAGCAGUUUAAAGAGGAGGUGCAGAACCUGACGUCCAGCCUGAACCUCCUCCAGCAGGAGAUGGGAGCGUAUGACUACGAUGACCUCCACUUGCGUGUGGUAAACCUGGAGGAGAGGCUGCGUGCAUGCAUGCAAAAGCUUGCAUGUGGGAAGCUUACCGGCAUUAGUGAUGCGAUCACCAUUAAAGCAUCCGGCUCCCGGUUCGGAUCCUGGAUGACAGACCCACUUGCUCCUGAAGGAGACACAAGGGUGUGGUACAUGGACGGUUACCAUAACAACCGCUUUGUCCGGGAAUAUAAAUCUUUGGCAGACUUCAUGACGUCGGAUAAUUUCACCUCUCAUCGGCUGCCCCACCCCUGGUCUGGAACAGGUCAGGUGGUCUACAACGGCUCCAUCUACUUCAACAAAUUCCAGAGUAACACAAUCAUAAAAUUCGACUUCAAGACCUCCACUAUCAGCAGGUCACAGCGUCUGGACAACGCCGGCUUCAGCAACACCUACCACUACGCCUGGGGCGGUCACUCGGACAUCGAUCUCAUGGUGGACGAGGGAGGUCUGUGGGCUGUGUACGCCACCAAUCAGAACGCGGGAAAUAUUGUCAUCAGCAAGCUCCACCCGAUUACCCUGCACAUCAUACAGUCCUGGACGACCAAUCACCCGAGGCGCAGCGCCGGAGAGUCAUUCAUGAUUUGCGGAACGUUGUACGUAACCAACGGCUAUUCGGGACCGACAAAAGUCUACUACGCGUACCACACCAACUCCUCGACGUACGAGUACAUCGAUAUCGUUCUGCAGAACAAAUACGCCCACAUAUCCAUGCUGGACUACAAUCCGCGAGAUCGCGCGCUGUACGGCUGGAACAAUGGACAUCAGGUCCUCUACAACGUCACGCUUUUCCAUCUCAUCCGCUCGGAGCAGUUAUAACCGUGGAGACUUGGAAAUUGGAAAACUAUCAAUGGUGGAUUGGAUUGAUACUUUGGAAUUAAGUUAAAGGAACCUGAAAAGAGACCUCAACUUUCCCAAGACGAUCCUUCGGAAUGUUCUUUCAUAGAUUAAAUGUUAUGCUGAAUAAAAAACAAAAGUUAUAGACAUGUGUAUGACCGAAUCUAAACCAUGAACAGAUGCCAAAAAUAACAACAAAUACAUAAUGCCACGCCUUUCUUUUUUACAUACAGUAAGAACGUCUCUCUUUGUAAAAAACUAUUUCCAGUAGCACCAAAAAGAUGUCCGUCCAUGCUUUCUUGCAUAACAGUGAAGGAUGGGCACAAUGGAGUUAUUCACUAACAGUCAAAAUGGAAAAUUAAAUUCGUUCCUCAUUAACCGAGUGUGUGCAGGAAUAUCGUUGGUGCUUCUUUCAUCGAACUAACACGGACAGCUAUCAGUCUGUCCGAUAUCACAGUCAAACUUAUGUGUGCUUUGCAGAGCUAACAUCUUUAGAUAAUGAAUAUUAAAUAAAAAGUGAUUGCCUGAAGGCGCUGACUGUUGAAAGCUCUGUUGUUGUUGUUGUUGUUCAAAGGACUUUCCUGAGAUUUUACUUGAACUUCUCUGUGAUUAACAUCUCUAUACACGACCACGUGGUCACUCCAUGUCAUGAUAUUUUAUGAUGACCUACUGUAUGUAGCAACUAAGAUCAGACCAAAGCGUGCUAUUGAAGUCAAUAUGAAAUCAUGAAACCCAAAGUCAUUUUCUAUGGAGUCCUACGGGGACGUGAGUAAAAAAUUUAAUAAAGUUUAGUUCCGCGUGCACACGUGAAACUAUCGCGUGGGCACGUGAAACUUACGCUUUCACAUGUGUAUGCGACAGUUUGUGCUCACGCAAAACCUUCAUGUGCAGAAUUUUUUUUCUUUACAUUUCGCGUUCGCACAUGAAACUGAAAGUUUAGUUUUGCGUGCGCACGUAAAACUAUUGGGUACGCAUGCAAAACUAAACUUAAAAAAAACUUUUGCUUUCACAUGCGCACGCGAAAGUUUCAUGUGCGCAUGCGAAAUUAAAAGAAAAAAAAUUCUGCACAUGAAGGUUUUGCGUGAGCACAUGAAACUAAACUUUAGAUUUUUUUACUCCAAUGUCACCUUAGGGGCUCUGUAAAUUUCAAUGUCCCCGUGAACUUUAGGAAAUAUGUCCGAAUUUUUGCGUAUUUCCGCAUGAAACGAAAUAUCACACAAAAAAAUGGCGUGACGUGUUUUCCGCUGUGAAUUGAUUGGAUAUAGAAAAGUGUGCGUUUCAUUUAGAAUUGGAUCUCGCAGCAGACUGACAAGUUGGAGGGGGCGGGGUUAACAGAUGCUCUGCCCAAGCCAUCUAGCUGACAUCAUCAGAGAAGGGCCACCACAAGAGGGCGGAAGUACAUUUUCAGAUCUUGAUUAUUUUAUGAGGGCACAUUCAUAAAAAAAUGGUCCAGACAAAUAAAUUGUUUGAAAUGAACAUUGCAAUAUUCUAUUACAAAAUAAGAAUUGUCAGUUUUGAUUUCAUGGGGAAUUUAAAAUAUUUACUUCUCUUAAUAUUUUCUAAAAUAAGUUUCCUUUUUGGCAGAUGCCAUGAAUUCCGCAAAUUUUUCCAACCCCUUCAACCAGAAUUCCUAGUGAAUAAAUUCAGCCCCCCAGCAUUUCAUAUUGACUUUAAAUAUUCUGUGGUGAGAAUUUCACCCAUUUAGGAAAUGAUCCACUGUUUGUACAUAGACUUGAAUCGUACAAGCCGUUUAACAGAUGUGUGAGAUAUUUCUGACAGAGAGUUCAGGUAAAAUCAAAUUUUUGUCUUUGUGUUGGUGAUAGUGAAAUGUUUUUUCUUUGCAUGAACAGUUUCGACAUGCGCUCAAAGGAAUGUUGACCUCUAUGAUGCUGUAUAUGACUGAUGCAGGAUCAGGGCUGUGGGUGGGGAGGGGGUUAAACAGGCAAAGAGAUUUGUGUUGGGUUGGUAGUUUCUAAAAAAAAAUGCUUGAUUGGAUCUUGUCUGUUUUGAGUAGCUUAUUUCUAAACUCCCAUUUUUGAUUUUUGUAGAUUUAUAGUUUGAUGUAUUUUUGUAAUAUAAAACCGUAUGCUUGAGUGAAUUUUCAAUGUCCUUGUUUUAGUUUGAUGGCACUAGAAAAGCAUUUCUCUAACAAAUAAAAAAAAAACAUUAUGAUAUCAGAAUGUAAACACUUUACAAUAAGGUUGUAUUUGUUAACAAGAAUUUACAAUGAGCAAUAUUUAGAUUUACAUUUAGGCAUUUUGCAGAUGCUUUUAUCCAAAGUGAAUAGUGCAUUACAAGGUAUACAUUUUUAUCAGUAUGCUCAUUCCCUGCGCUUAAGACCUUUUACGCUGCUAACGCAAGGCUCUCGGGCUGUCAAAAGAUUAAAAAAUAAAAGUUUUUGUUUACAUAAUAUUUGUGUGUAAUUAUUAUGUAUAUAUAAAUACACACAUAUGUAUAAAUUUAAGAAAAAAAUUAUUUAUGUAUAUUUUUAUUUAUUUAUAUAUAAUAUAUCAAAAUCUGAAUAUAUAUAUAUAUAUAUAUAUAUAUAUAUAUAUAUAUAUAUAUAUAUAUAUAUAUAUAUAUAUAUAUAUAUAUAUAUAUAUAUAUAUAUACACACACAAAAUAAUUAAUUAAAUAAUUAAAUAAUAAUUAAAUGCACACACAUUUAUUAAAUGCUAGCAAAGUAUUUUUCUUUGUUAGUUCAUGUUAGCAAAUGUAUUAUCUACUGUUAACAAAUACAACCUCAUUGUAAAGUAUUACCAACAUCUCUAAGAGAAUUUAGAGGGCAGCAAAAAUAUGAUCAUGAAAAUGUGAUGCAGGCAUUGUAAUAAGCUCAAACUGUCUUAUAAAGCGAAUUAGUGAAAGGCUAAUAUCACCUUUUAUUCUUUUUGCGCUUAGCUGGAUGUGUGUUGUGUCUGUAAAUCGAUGAUUCUUACCAAUAAACAAAGGAUCUAUCCUAAUGUCAUCCUUAA
Molecule: messenger RNA, 5088 nt
Organism: Paramisgurnus dabryanus
Lineage: Eukaryota; Metazoa; Chordata; Actinopteri; Cypriniformes; Cobitidae
Gene: olfm1b
Product: olfactomedin 1b
Biological process (GO): signal transduction
Source: RefSeq, a predicted model, not a curated record